Messenger RNA from Candoia aspera, 2271 nucleotides. It is a transcript of the gene TKT, whose product is annotated as transketolase. The transcript has 14 exons. Gene Ontology annotation, molecular function: transketolase activity; thiamine pyrophosphate binding. NCBI's taxonomy places the organism in Eukaryota, Metazoa, Chordata, Lepidosauria, Squamata, Candoiidae. Gene Ontology annotation, cellular component: endoplasmic reticulum membrane; extracellular exosome. The coding region runs from base 101 to 1984 and encodes 627 amino acids. The record is from RefSeq and is a predicted model, not a curated record. Gene Ontology annotation, biological process: pentose-phosphate shunt, non-oxidative branch.
AGCGGCUCCGCCUUCCCUCCGCCAGUCGCAGAGCUUGCCGCUGCCUCUCCAGCUCCUGCCUGUAACCCGAGCUCGCUGUCGGCCGCGUUCCUGUUUCUUCAUGGAGGAUUAUCACAAGCCCGAUCAGCAGACGCUGCAGGCCCUGAAGGACACGGCUAAUCGCCUUCGCAUCAACUCCAUCAAGGCCACCACGGCGGCCGGCUCCGGCCAUCCCACAUCAUGUUGCAGUGCUGCCGAAAUUAUGUCUGUACUGUUUUUUCACACUAUGAGAUAUAAACCACAAGACCCCAGACAUCCCAGCAAUGACCGAUUUGUUCUUUCCAAGGGUCACGCAGCACCAAUCUUGUAUGCUGUCUGGGCUGAGGCAGGCUUCGUUCAGGAAUCGGAGUUGCUGAAACUGAGAAAAAUUGAUUCCAUUUUGGAAGGUCAUCCUGUGCCUAAACAAGCUUUCACUGAUGUGGCUACUGGAUCACUUGGCCAAGGAUUGGGUGCUGCGUGUGGUAUGGCUUAUACUGGGAAAUACUUCGACAAAGCCAGCUAUCGAGUGUAUUGUAUACUUGGAGAUGGGGAGAUAUCUGAAGGCUCAGUUUGGGAAGCAAUGGCCUUUGCUGGAUUCUACAAACUGGAUAAUUUGACUGCUAUUCUUGACAUUAACCGGUUGGGACAAAGUGAUCCUGCUCCUUUGCAGCAUAAUGUAGAAGCUUACCAGAAACGUUGUGAAUCCUUUGGCUGGCAUGCUAUCAUUGUUGAUGGGCACAGUGUGGAGGAACUGUGCAAAGCUUUUGGUCAGACGAAACACCAGCCAACUGCAAUUAUUGCCAAGACCUUCAAAGGCAAAGGAAUAACAGGGGUUGAAGAUAAGGAAAACUGGCAUGGCAAACCUCUUCCGAAAGAUAUGGCUGAGCAAAUCAUUGAGGAGAUCAGUGACAAAAUCCAGAACAAGAAAAAGCUUUCUCAAACACUUCCACAAGAGGAUGCCCCAGCAGUUAACAUUAAAGAUGUCAAGAUGCCAUCUCCACCAAACUACAAGACAGGAGAUAAGUUUGCAACCCGCAAAGCUUAUGGUGUGGCUCUUGCAAAACUAGGCCAUGCCUGUAACCGUGUGGUUGUUUUGGAUGGGGACACCAAGAAUUCUACUUUCUCUGACCUGUUCAGAAAGGAACAUCCCAGCCGUUUCAUUGAAUGCUACAUUGCUGAACAAAACAUGGUGAGUGUUGCGGUUGGUUGUGCCACCCGUGACAGAAACAUUGUCUUUGCUAGCACCUUUGCCACAUUUUUCACCAGGGCGUAUGAUCAGAUUCGUAUGGCAGCCAUUUCUGAGAGCAACAUUAAUCUCUGUGGAUCUCACUGUGGUGUAUCCAUUGGUGAAGAUGGGCCUUCACAGAUGGGCCUUGAGGAUCUAUCCAUGUUCCGAGCCAUUCCUAAUUCAACUGUAUUUUAUCCUAGUGAUGCUGUAGCCACUGAAAAGGCAGUAGAAUUGGCUGCAAAUACGAAGGGCAUAUGCUUCAUAAGAACUAGUCGUCCAGAAAACACUGUGAUUUAUGACAGUGGUGAGGACUUCCAGGUUGGGCAAGCCAAGGUGGUGUUCAAGAGUAAGGAGGACCAGGUUACUGUCAUUGGGGCAGGAGUGACUCUGCAUGAAGCACUAGCUGCAGCUGAACAACUAAAAAAAGAAAAAGUUUUUAUCAGAGUGAUCGACCCAUUCACUAUAAAACCUCUGGAUUCAAAAACGAUACUUGAAAAUACAAGAGAAACAAAAGGCAGAAUUAUCACUGUGGAAGACCAUUACCCUGAAGGUGGCAUUGGAGAAGCUGUAUCUGCAGCUUUGGCUGGAGAACCAGGGAUCACGGUCCGUCGCUUGGCUGUCCUUCACAUACCGAGAAGCGGGAAGCCAAACGAACUGCUUAAGUUGUUUGGCAUCGAUAAGGAUGCCAUCCUCCAGGCAGUGAAGGAGAUGGUGUCCAAAUCAAAGAAUGCUAAGUAAUUUCAACCUGAUGUGUGUUGUAUUAUGACUGGAACUUUGGCAGAUUUUUUUUUAAAAGAAUACUGUAACAUUUGAGUACAUGUUUAAAACUAUAUGCAAAGAGUUCUAAUAAAAGUAAACAUUUCUGAAGAAAGUUGUGUGAUUGUCUUGUCAAAAAGAAAUUUGCAUUAGAGUGCUGGAAUUGUUUGGAAACCUGCAUGCUGUAUAACCAGCAGCAUAAGAUGUGAAACGUUAUCUUCAACCUCCUAGAAUAUUAAAUUACUGCACUUUGAUGGUAUUGUCAAAUA